Messenger RNA from Hemibagrus wyckioides, 2356 nucleotides. It is a transcript of the gene trmt10b, whose product is annotated as tRNA methyltransferase 10B. Gene Ontology annotation, biological process: tRNA N1-guanine methylation. The coding region runs from base 164 to 1150 and encodes 328 amino acids. The transcript has 9 exons. Gene Ontology annotation, molecular function: tRNA binding. NCBI's taxonomy places the organism in Eukaryota, Metazoa, Chordata, Actinopteri, Siluriformes, Bagridae. The record is from RefSeq and is a predicted model, not a curated record. Gene Ontology annotation, cellular component: nucleoplasm; nucleus.
GGACUUUCCAUGCGGAAAGCAGUCAGUUUAUAAUGCCACACCGUUACGUCAUCAACGCGCGACAAAGCUAGAUGACACAGAGUGGACUCACGUGCGUGAAGAGAAGAAUACGCAGCUUGUUAUUUGAGCUGAGUUGUGUUCAUUGAAAAGAUGCACAUUGGAAAUGUAUGAAAAUGUGGAAAUAGAUGAGAAACAGAAGUCGAGCUUUGAAGAGCGGCACCUAAAUGAUGAGUCUGUGUCUGGCGUGAUGGAGUUUCUCAGCAUUGAUGUGGAUCAGAGCUCUGGUGCAUCAAACAGAGAGGAGACAUUAUGCUCUAAAAAUGUGAUGCGAAAGCAGCGGAACUGGGAGAAAAGACUGGAGGCGAAAAAGAGCAAGAGGAAAGAGGAAAAACAGAGAAGAAAACAGAACCAGCAAGAUAAAGAUGUUGUGCCUCACCUCAGUAAACGUGUGAUCAAGGCUAUCACAAGAGAGCGUCUGGAGGAGGCAAGAGCCACUGGACCAAGACUGUGCGUGGAUCUCAGCAUGAGUGACUGCAUGUCACACAAAGAAAUCAGUCGUCUCUCCAGUCAAAUCAGACGUCUCUAUGGGUCCAAUAAGAAAGCCACACAUCCGUUUCACCUCUACCUCACAGACAUGAAAGAAGACAGUCUGCUUUAUAAAGAGUGCAUCAGAAUGAAUGAAGGCUUCUUGAACUACUUGAUUGAUGUCACUGAGGAGAGUUGGAUAGAUCUGUUUCCUUCUGAGGACAUCAUUUAUUUAACUCCAGACGCGAGUGAAGCUUUAGAGGAAGUAAAUGGAGACAAGGUCUAUAUUCUUGGAGGCCUUGUGGAUGAGAGCAUUCAAAAGAAACGGACCUACACUAGAGCAAAAGAGCUCGGGGUGCAGAUGGCAAGGUUGCCUAUUGAUGAGUACAUGGUGAAAAGACCAAACCCCAAGAAUUUUCACUCAAAAAUCCUAGCUAUCAACCAAGGUGGGCUCACUUCUCUCUCUCUCUCUCCUGAUGCUGCCAAACUCAAUAAGUAUUUGAAAUCCUGCUGUCUUAUUGUGACACUGGAAGCUGGAGCAAAGCCCUCAGCGCUGGAGUUCCCACAGGAAAAGGAUAUGCUGUGUCUUCAGAAACGGAGGCAGAUUUAUCAUAAUGACCAAUGAAUGAUCUGUACACCAGCACACCACCCUCAGGAUGAUGGUUCAGACAGAAAUCUCACAGGCCUUCGAGAGAGAACUGGAAAAUGAUUCUGCACCAAUCUGGCUGUUUUAAUGUGAAUUCAAAACAUUAAAUAACGCUCAGAACUGACCAAGUGUUACAGCACUGACCAGAUUAAGAUAUUAACACUGCUGUUCUGUGAACACUACUGUUGGCACUAAGCAUGUAUUCAUUCAGUUUUUAUAUUCCUGUCUUUUAAGUUAUUGUAGCUGAUAGAAUUAACUUGGCCAAUUACUCAAUUAAGAUCCUGUUAGUUCACAAUUAAAACUACUCUCCAGGAUGGAAUCUAUUUUUUAAUGAUUAUUUAAGUUUUAGGAUUUAUUUUGUAACUGUUUAUAAUUAUUUCAUGGUAAAUAUAUUUUCCAUAUCAGUAUGUUGAUUUUUUUUUCUCGCACUGAGGAAUAGCUUCUUCCCUACAGCUGUUUCCACACUGAACAGCUGAUCACAUUGCAGUAUCUGUGUAUUUACUUACUUUUUAACACACUGUGUCCACUACGCAUCUUUGCAAAACUGUAUAUUUCAUCCCUACUCUGUAUAUCCAUAUAUAUUUUUAAUCGAGCAUACAUUAGAAUAUGUAUAUACUGUUAACAUAUGUGCUCAAGAUAGAUAGAUAGAUAGAUAGAUAGAUAGAUAGAUAGAUAGAUAGAUAGAUAGACAUCUUUACUACUGUACAAUGUUCAGAAAAUAUAGACCAUAUAUAUCUUAUUUAUAAUAACUACAUCGAAAUCUUCCACUUCCUCUGUAUAUAUCACCCCUAUAGCUGUAUAUCUUUAGUAAUUUAUUGUAAGUAUACCACUGUGCACUACUGCGUUUCUUUUCUGGGUGUUCUUUACACAAUGGCAAAAAAAGGUUCAAUCUGAUCUAAUGAUCUGAUUCUGAGUCAAAUAAAAAUUAUUCAGUCUUCAGACACGAUAAUCAUGAUAAUAAACAUGGAAGAGAUAAAGAGAGACAGACCAGUUUCCCAAGACCAGAGGAUCUGUGGAUAUAGGUCAGCAUCUACUCUCUGUUAUCUGCUUAAUUAUCUAGCUUACAAUUAAGGUAAACAGGUUGCACACCAGACAUGUAUUUUCUGCAGUCAUCAUAUGUAUAAUGCAGACUUUUCACAGACAUCUCAGAUCUGUUAAUUUGUCGUUAAAUUUAUACUUCCUAUA